AUGUCCGGCAUGGAACGGUUGUCCCACCCAGCCAGAGCGAUAUCAGAAUUCGCACACAUCACCGCGAACAAUCGGCCUGGGACACCGCUUUACGACGCCACUACUGUCACCGGUAUUCUGCAAGGGAUGGUCGAUCAGGCACCUGAGCUGAAAGACAUUGCUGCUCCAAUCUUGGCCUCAAUAUGUAUUGGCGCCCAUAGGGCUGAUAUCGUCCCUUAUCUGUUGGACUUGAAAAUCACCGCGCAUCCAGACCCUUCUGAGAAUUCCCAGCUGUCUACAGUAAUUGCCCGCUUCAGCGACGUCAUAAUGACUGUCUGGCCUUUUGUGGGGAUUCCCUGGAUCGUUCCAGCUGUUCUGGGGAUUGGAAAGUGUUUGUACGAUAAAGGCAUUGAGGACAGUGCAGGAUUCGCCAAAUCCCGCGGUCCUCUUUCGCCAGAUGUUCACAAUACCCUCGGUCGAGCAACGAACAAAAGGACGUACAGUAAGGUCAACAAUCCUGAGGUUGGUGCAACCAUUUCGACGUACUUUCCGGAAUUUAGCAACACCAUUGUGACUGUAAUAUUUGGGUACUCGAUGGGUGGAACUACCAUGUGCGGUCGCUAUGAGGACUUCGAAACGCAGCUGCUGGUGAUGAGUGCCAUCAGUGCCAGUGGAGCAACCCGUCAAGCCAUUUCUCACACAAAGGCGAGCUUGGGGAUGGGCAAUCGGAUAGAGGUGGUGGAGGCAGUUGUGAAUGCAAUCCGGAAGUUUACUACCUGGAAUGGAGAGCCGGUAGCCAAAGUUGAUGUAAGAGAGCUUGCGAGGGAGGUGGCCAGCAGUUGA
Molecule: messenger RNA, 822 nt
Organism: Exophiala aquamarina CBS 119918
Lineage: Eukaryota; Fungi; Ascomycota; Eurotiomycetes; Chaetothyriales; Herpotrichiellaceae
Exons: 3
Coding region: 1-822 (273 amino acids)
Source: RefSeq, a predicted model, not a curated record